AUGAGUACAAGUUUAAUGUUUAAUGAACCAUUGGUGACAACAGACCAUAAUCAUACUAAACUAUUAAGCAUUCAAUCAGCAUCUUCCAGUGCCGCUUCAAGUGUGGAUGAAUCCAAAAAUAAUAAUAUCAACAGUUCCUUCUCAACGAUCACAGCUAUAAAUGAUGAUAGCAGCUACGUCUAUACAAACCCAGCUCUCUCAAGGUUGGUAACUCCUGAAGAAGAUUUAGGUGCUUACACACCUAGUACUGUUAACGAUGGUGAAGUGUCGCCUGCUUUACAUUUUCAACAAACAUUUCACCAACCUUCUCUAUUUGCAUCUCAAAAAGAAUUUCAACAUGAUCCUGAGGUCACCGAUAUUAUGUUGUAUUUGGAACCCAAACCAGUUUCCUGUCCUUCAUAUCGUGACGUGAAUCCAAACACUUUGGUACGUUUCCCAAUUUAUGAACAUCUAGAACCUUGCCUUCCCAAUCAGUUACCUCCUCCAUAUGAACCAGCUCUUGAUAAAGUCACGGUUGUUUCUUUAAAAGAAGAAUGGAGCUCACCAUAUGAGCGCAAUCCAACUCCUGUUUGGCGUAAUUACAUUUUAGAAUUGAAUUCAACUCAAUUAAAUUUUUAUUAUAUACAUGAAGAGUUAUACUCGGGUAUAAGUGGUUAUUGUAAUGCCGAUGGUGGUGCAGAAGGCAAAGGUGAAAGUAGUGUGACCCCUUGCAGAGACCGUAACGCAGGUUCGAAACCAUGGAAUGUCUUUGGAUUUGGAUCAAGCUCAAAAACAGGUAACUAUACAUAUCAUUUUAACAAACGUGACCAAGAUCAUAUUUGCAAUGAAGUCACUUUGCAUAAACCAAGGUAUUUAAAAUAUGAAUACCUUUAUAAAAGUUAUUCCCUACAGUAUGGGGUUUUAGGAAUACCGACAGAUAUGCCAUUUAUGUUUAGCGGUUUACGUCUAAGAUUAGAAGGUGAGCAAAUACUGAUAAACUUCCCUCAUAUUGAUGAUGUCAUUGAUUGGAUAAUGUAUUUACAAAUUGGUAUCGGUAUUUCACUAGACCUAUACGACAGAGAAAUGCCAGAUUAUAGAGUUGUACCAAGACGUUCAAGAACAGAAAGUGUUUCUUCAACUUCAGCCACUGUUAAUACAGCCAACAGCUCGGCUAAUACGACAGAUACACUAAAUAAUCCUUCCAUAAAUAGUCAUGAUAUUCCAAUUUCGGAUGACUCGUUAAUGAUGUCUAGAAGAUACAGCACGGUGUCAUCACAUUCGGAUAUGUAUUCCUCUUUACCACAAAGAUCACGUGCAAAUACAAUCACAAGUAUAAAUUCAACAAACUCAAGAUCGUAUCUUUCCAAUCAAAUGUAUGACAAUUCCAUUCCAGUUUCGUUUGUCUCCACAGACUCAUCACAACGUAGAAUGUCAAUUGAUCAUCUACAUACCCCCCAACAACAACCCAGUUUAAAGUCAAAGUUGAAAACUCUUUUCAAAACAACAAGUAACUCAUCUUCCGAAGGAACUGUACCAUCUGCCAAACCAAAAUCAUUUAGGAAAAGAGACACCGUUGAGAUAAAUGUUAUCCCAGACACUACCCCUAGUGAUUUAGAAGUGAAUUCUUUCCCACAAACUGCUCGUUUUAGACAGGGGUCAGAUCUUUCUGAUACUGGUGUUCAAAUCCAGAAUAGCCCACAAAGAUCUUUGAUGAAUAAAGUUACAGUAAACUCCCAUACUGAAAUACCAAGAUCACAUUUCGAUGCGCCAUUAUAUGAAAAUUUGGAUCUGUCUUUGGAUACGUAUUCCUUUCCAACAUAUAAUCCACCUGCCCCAAGAAGAAAUUCUGCAACGAACAGUUUACAUGGACCAAGGCAUUCGAUAAUAUCCGUAACAAGCAGCACCGGCUCAGUUCCAAAGGACUGUAUAAGGAAACCAACAUCUACCGAAACUGAAGGUACCCACCAUUUGCAGUAUAUUGCUGAAAACAAUGGUUCAUUUAUAGAUCCUGUUUCUGUUCCGGUAAACAUUUCAUCUACAGGCAUGUCAAGAAAUCUUUCUCUUGAUGACAGGUCGAUGUUAAGUGGUACAGAAUCUCUCAGCAGCGAUGUUGUCAGUGGUUACCGUAAUCGUGCGCUUUCAGUUACAAGUGCGCUUUCAUUUUUGGAUAACGACUCAUGUGAUAAAAAAUGGAACCCUCUAAUACGAGCCAUACCAAGACAUCGUUAUAUCAGAGACACUUUAAGAUGUGUGAAAAGUUUGACAGAUGAUACCAAAUGGGUUGGAAAAGCCAUCUGUAAAGUUACUGAUUUACAAAAAAAUGAAAGAAAUUUCUCACCAAUAUAUUAUGGUGAUGAUGCCAGUGUACAAAAUUUCGAAAAUGCAGAAGAUAAUCAUACAAAUGUAACAAGCUCAGAAAAAAGAAAAAUUAAGAAUCACUAUUUGCAGUCAUUUGUUGUUGGUUAUUCAGAGUUAAAGCCUUAUUUCGGAAAAAAGUCCUACAAAAAAAAGAUAAUUGCAUAA
Molecule: messenger RNA, 2502 nt
Organism: Vanderwaltozyma polyspora DSM 70294
Lineage: Eukaryota; Fungi; Ascomycota; Saccharomycetes; Saccharomycetales; Saccharomycetaceae
Exons: 1
Coding region: 1-2502 (833 amino acids)
Source: RefSeq, a predicted model, not a curated record